This is a messenger RNA of Piliocolobus tephrosceles (Ugandan red Colobus), 3014 nucleotides long. It is a transcript of the gene IQUB, whose product is annotated as IQ motif and ubiquitin domain containing. Gene Ontology annotation, molecular function: protein binding. Gene Ontology annotation, biological process: cilium assembly; flagellated sperm motility. The transcript has 11 exons. The record is from RefSeq and is a predicted model, not a curated record. The coding region runs from base 567 to 2591 and encodes 674 amino acids. NCBI's taxonomy places the organism in Eukaryota, Metazoa, Chordata, Mammalia, Primates, Cercopithecidae. Gene Ontology annotation, cellular component: acrosomal vesicle; motile cilium.
GGCCCCGCCCCUUCUCCCUGUCGGUUCCCUCCUCCCCGCCCCCUCGCCUCUGGCUCCUCCCCCUUUUCCGUGUCGCGUACCUCCCGUGCAGCCCCGCAACCUCUCCUCUGGCUCCUCCUCUUCUUCCCUACCACGAUCAUCCUUCCGGACCCGGACCCCAGCCCACCUCUGGCUCCUUCCCGUCUUUCCUGCCGCGCUCCACCUUCCCGACACCGCCCCUCCGCCUCUAGCUCCUCCCGUUCUCUCCUGCUGCACUUCUCCUUCACGACCCCGCCUCCCCACCUCUGGCCCCUCCCCUUCUCUCCUGCCGCGCUCCUCCUUUCCGACCCCGCCCCCCGCCUUUGGCACCUCCCCCACUCCUGCCGCGCUCCUCCUUCCCGGGCCCGCCCCCCUGGCCGCCUCUGGCUCCUCCCCUUCCCGCCUGUCGGGCCCUGGCAGGAAGAGGUGGUGCAAGGGCCGUUGCUAGGAUACAACCAGCAACUGAGAAUGCGGCGAGUGUUGAAGCUGCUUCUUAGGAGCCUGGGAAAGCACUUCGACGAGAAUAGUUGCGUUUCGUACACAGGAAAAUGUCUAAUCAGCCCAAGAAGUAUGAAGCUCAGAAUAUAGCCAAUUCAACAGAAGAAAGUGAUGCUUUUGACAUUGUCACUAUUCCAGUUCCCUCAGAAGAGCCUCAAGAGUCAGAUCAAACUGAAGAGCAUGAAUCUGGGAUAGAACAAUUCAGUGAGAGCCAUGCAAUACAUGUUGAGGAGCAGAGUGACCAACGCUUUUCAAGCCUGGAACCAGACAAUGAACAACUCAUGAAAGAGGUUAUAUCACCAAGACAAGUUUCAUAUACUUCACAACAUCAUGAAAAGCAAUAUGCAAUGCAGAGUCCAAAUGAUGAUAGUUUGGCAUUUCUGGAUAAAAUAAAGGCUAUAAAGGAGUCUUUGCAAGAAUCAGUGGAAGAUUCUCUAGCAACAGUAAAAGUUGUACUUAUUCCAGUGGGCCAGGAAAUUGUAAUAUCUUUUAAGGUUGAUAUCAUUCUUAAACAUCUCAAGGACCAUUUUUCACACUUAUUAGGUAUCCCACUUUCUGUACUGCAGAUAAGAUACUCAGGAAAAAUUCUUAAAACUAAUGAGACUCUAGUACAACAUGGAGUUAAGCCACAGGAAAUUAUACAAGUGGAAAUCUUUUCUACAAAUCCAGAUCUGUAUCCAGUCAAAAGAAUAGAUGGAUUAACUGAUGUCUCUCAAAUCAUAACUGUCACUGUCCAAACUGGCCUUGAUCGAUACCAGCAGGUAGCUGUUGAGAUUGUCAAAUCUGACUUUCACAAACCAUUUCUUGGUGGAUUCAGACAUAAAAUAACAGGAGUAGAGUAUCACCAUGCUGGAACACAAACUGUACCUAAAAAGAUUCCCGAAAGACUCAGUGUAUUUUGUAGGGAUACACAGACAGUUUUUCAGAAAAAAAAUCUCCAACAAACUACAAAUACAACAUCCACACAGAUGACUAACAUUGGUGUCUAUGUAUCAAAUAUGACUGAUAAACUGGUAACACCAGGAAAGUACUUUUCAGCAGCAGAAUACCAUGCUCAAAGAUUAAAGGCGGUGAUAGUGAUACAGACUUACUACAGGCAAUGGCAUGCUAAAAUCUUUGUAGAGAAUUUAAGAAGACAGAAAAGCUUAAGGUUGGAAUGGGAAACACAGCAAGAACUAAGGAAGAUAAGAGAAAAAGAAGAAUGGAUAAAAUUGGACUAUCACCGGAGGCAUAAUCCUAAAACAAAUGAAGAUUUUGAAUUUCUUUAUAAUGCAUUAGAAUUCUGGCGGCAAGAAGAACUUACACGUAUUAACCAAUCUUUCACUGGAGCUGAAAGGAAAGCUGCUCUGUGUGAACUUCUGGAAAAAGAGACUCAGAUAAUUGCUUCUAUUGGGAGACAUAGAUACACUGCUUACAUGGCGAAUCAGGAAGCAGCAAUACAAGCUUUUUUGGAUAAGGUCCCUCAAGACCCAUUGAAAUUUUAUAAAAAGAUUUACUUUUGCCACAGUUGCCAGCUUUAUUUGCCUUCUACAGAGUUUUCUAUAUCAUCCACCUCACGCCACAUAUACCGGUGUCGUAACUGCAUUAGCCUUGAGAAUGAGGCUCAAAAACGAGAAUCAUUUUUGAAGUACAAAUGUUUACUUCAACAGCUCUACUUUACAGAAGCUGAUUAUGAAGAUGAUUCUAAAAUUGCUUUCUUGAUGCAGCUACAAGACAUUCAGUACCUGACAGAGAACAUCUGGGCAUCCCAGUCUGUGCUCAGUGCCUGGGAUGAUCUCAGUGAUCUGGUCAUGGUCAGAUGGAAUAAAUCCCUGGAGUGGUCCCCCUGGAACUGUAUUCUUCUUACCAAAGAUGAAGCGGCUGCUCAUCUCAACCUCACAAGUAUUGAAGAGGGAUAUGAACGCUCAUUUAUUCACAAGAUCAAACACAAACAUAUCCUGGCUAAGAACUAUUUUUCUCAGAUUCCAGUGCUGGCUUCAUUUAUACUUGAUGAUGGUGAAAUUGAUGAGAUCAGAUGGAAACAUCACUCAGACACAACACCUAAGAUUAUAGAAUCCCAGAGACCUCUUUCUUAGGUGAUCCAGGAGUAUUUGUUUGAUGAUCGGCAUUUUGUUCACUGCUUAUCGGGUAAUACAGAGGUCACAGAGUAUGGAAAUGGAAUUUAAUCUGUUUAUUGAUUUUGUUUUGUGUUUUUCAUAAGUAUUUUGAGUUAUAUAAAGAGAAAACAUUUCUAUAUAAGUAUAUUGUUAGGAAGUUAGUGCUAAAUUGAAAUGCAAUUUUGUUACUGAAAUUAAUAUUUUGGAGUAAAGAAAACAUUUUAAAAUGUGUUUUCACAUUAAAUUUUUUAAAAAAUUUCAAGUAUAUUAGAGUUAAAACCUAACAACCAAAUACAAACUAGACAACUUUCAAGUUAUUUAUUAAAAUGUAGUUGUAGGAAGCUAAUCAGUAUGUGGAGGGGAGGAAACAUUAUAAAAUGCUGUUUCUUGAAAAUUUCUAUA